AUGGGAACAAAUGCUCCUCUAAUUUUGGGGAUCGAUCUUGGUACUACGAGCAUUAAAGUUGCGCUUGUGACUUGUGGUCCAAAUCCCAGAGUCGAAGCAAGCUUAUCUCGUGAUAUUGGAAUUAUUUCUGGACACAGCAUGAGCAAUUUCGGGUUAUUUUGUCUUGCCAACGAACAUACUCAAGACGUUGGGAAAAUCUUUCUUUGUUUGCAUCUAAUUCUCUCCUCAGUCUCCCAAAGUUUAAUGUCGCGUGUUACUGUAAUCACCGUUUCCGGGCAAAUGCAUGGUGUUGUUGGGUGGUUGGGAAAUAAUCUAGCCUUCAUUGAGAAAUCCAGAAUCACGAAAAAGAAACUUGAUGUCAAUGUUAGCGGUGGUGGCUGUGGAAAACUCAUUACUUGGAUGGAUCGUAGAUGCAACCAAAAAUUUCUUGAUUCCCUGCCCAAUCCCAGCAGAAGUCAGAAGCCGUUUGCAGGCUUUGGAUGUGCCACAAUUCUCUGGCAUUUCAAAAAUCAACCUGAUGAAUUUUCAACGACUCCAAUGACAGUAGAGCAGGAGUUGGAAGUCUUCGACAAAGUAUCAGUUUUGAGAAAGAUAUCCGUUGGAUCAAGUCAGCGUCCAUCAAUGCCUGAUUCAAAUGACGUAGUCAAUGGGGUCUCCGCACAAUCGAUAUGUCGUUCUAUCUCACAAAGCACUCUACCUCAUCUUAAUCGCCCAAUUCAGCACGCGCCUUGGACAUGUGCCGGGACUAUUGCCGACUUUCUCGUUGCCGGGCUUGCCUCCCUGAAACGACCCGUAAUGUCUCCUCAAAUGGCCAUGUCUUGGGGAUACUUUGAUGCAGAGAACAACUGUUGGGAUAUGAAUGCGUAA
This is a messenger RNA of Rodentolepis nana, 867 nucleotides long. NCBI's taxonomy places the organism in Eukaryota, Metazoa, Platyhelminthes, Cestoda, Cyclophyllidea, Hymenolepididae. The record is from the annotation of a GenBank genome assembly.